CCCAAAACCAAAUAGGCUGCAGCGUAACAUAUUUUGUACAUCUUCGAUAAAAACGAGCUACCACGGUGAACUUGCACGCACUUUGGUCGGGUGUAUUCGGGCUACAAUAGAGAAAAUUGUGCAUGCAAUUGAAUAGAAAACAGUCCAGGUGCCUUUUCAAUUUGGGUAAAAGCUUCCAGUAAACGAUAUACGACGCGUGAGCACAGAUCCGGUCGACGAAGAAAACUCCACCAACUUGUUUUACACUUAAUGCCUUAACCCCUUUCGCUGGUUAAAUCAGAAUACGUACUGGGAAAUGGACGAAACACGCAUGCUUGACAGCACUGCCGUAGGGCGAUCGCAACCCGCUCAAAACUAUGAUCAAUACGCUGCGGCGGAUAUGAAAAAAUUCUAUCCACCCGGUGCCCCCAUUACCAAUGCACCGCAAAAUACGGAAGGUUCAUCGCUUCAGCUGCACUUUGCCUCACUCGCUGGUUUGGAUUUGGGCAAAAGGAUAGGUCAACCGGGCGAGCGUAUUGAUAUGUAUUUCAAAAAUCCCUACAAUACCGAAAGCGAGGAGGAUGAACCACCGGGAGCGGCGGGUAAUGGUACGCAUGUGCCAGCGGUCAAUGCGGCCAAAGCGAAACAACCCCGGAAACGCAACGGUUCCGGGAAACGUAAACAAAAGUCGCCGAAAGUGGAGUCUCCCGCAGAAAUAGCGCUGCGCAAGUUCCCCUGUCCGGAGUGUCCACUAUCGUUUAAGACCGGUUACCAUCUGAAGCGUCACCAUGCGACCAUUCAUCAGGAUCAACGGUUUCCAUGCACGGUGUGCCACACGUCGUAUGGCCGGCGUGAGAAGCUGCGUGCACAUCUGGAACUCAUCCACAAGAUUCAAAGCUACUUCGUGUGUGAAAUCUGCCUGGUGUCGUACGAGAGUGACGAUCUGCUACAGCGGCAUGUUUACCGCCACGAGAACCCGAAACCACUCGAGUGUGGCACGUGUUUGACCCCGAAUGCCCGCACGUCGGAUGGGAAUUAUGGUGGAAAUCAUAUCUGCAUCACGUACCAGAACAAUUACGAAUGCUGUGGGAAAGAUUUCGGCUACCAUUACUAUUACAACAGGCACAUGUUGACGGUGCACAACAUAAAAACGAACGCGCGGGUUAAAUUGCCCAAGGGCACGCUCCUCAGCCAGUUUCGUGCAAUGCGCUCGUCGAGAGUAUCGUGAAAUGGGCUGUCACAAUUUUCGUUCCGUACACGAGAGGAAACACCACUGUUGCGAAGAUUGCUUUAGUAUAUUAGUCUUAUGGAUGCUGCGCUUUUCGUCCAGGUGACAAAAUUUAGCAGUUUAUAAUAAUAGUUUUAAACCCGUAAAUCUCAAACAAGUCCAGGAAUUUUGAACGUUUUCUGCGUGACAGCAACAUAGUCGAAUAACCAGGGCUAGGGAUACAAGAUUUAGUGCGUAGUGUUAAGCUGAUCGUUUAAUAAGUCUCAGUAAUCCAUAGUAAAACCAUUUGACCACAGACACACUAUCGGUUUAGGGUUUCGAUAGGCAUGAUCUAUCAAUCAAGUUACAAUAGGAUUAAGAUUUCCUUUUCUCCUCCUUCUUAGACCCUUUUUUACAGUUCAACCUCAGGAGGUCUUACAAGCCUGCCGUUGCUGGUCUAUCUUGAUGACUCCAUAGCUGUAUAAUUGGUCCUGCGCACUUGAAGAUGUGUCGGUGUAGUAGGAUUCGGUAUCAGUCCUGUCGUGUGAAGACACAGUACGACUACUCCACAAAACUAUCUCAAGCCGUUAGGAUUUAGGAAAAGGAUUUUACAUAAGGUAAAAUUCACUGUUACAAUCAUAAGCAGACACCACAGACAAGCACCGAUUAGACUGGAGGUUAAAAAUGUAAACUCUUAGAAAAAGAUCAGUAGAUGAAUCGUCUAAUUGGUUAUUCAGCACUAAGACUAAUGUAAACCGACCCUUCAGAUGGAGAGAGUGUAACAGAGAGCUGUUUCGUGGUGUUGCGAAGUAUUAAACAUCAAACUAGUAACAUUUUACUUUCUCAAAUGUGCGUUUGCAGCUAGAUUAUUUUAAUCGAAAUUGAUUUUAAAACAACCCGUGUUUGCGAUAGGGUGUGUAAACAACAACAAAAAACAGUCUGAAGUUUACAAAACAUCUAUUUGAGUUUGUAUAUAAGUCCAUAUUUUCGCUAGUAUACUAUUUAUCGGUGAAUAAAAACCACAUC
Messenger RNA from Anopheles moucheti, 2212 nucleotides. RefSeq names its product zinc finger protein 99-like. The transcript has 3 exons. The coding region runs from base 296 to 1207 and encodes 303 amino acids. Gene Ontology annotation, cellular component: nucleus. Gene Ontology annotation, biological process: regulation of transcription by RNA polymerase II. The record is from RefSeq and is a predicted model, not a curated record. Lineage: Eukaryota; Metazoa; Arthropoda; Insecta; Diptera; Culicidae. Gene Ontology annotation, molecular function: DNA-binding transcription activator activity, RNA polymerase II-specific; RNA polymerase II cis-regulatory region sequence-specific DNA binding.